Molecule: messenger RNA, 3565 nt
Organism: Uranotaenia lowii
Lineage: Eukaryota; Metazoa; Arthropoda; Insecta; Diptera; Culicidae
Product: USP6 N-terminal-like protein
Exons: 5
Coding region: 1274-3091 (605 amino acids)
Source: RefSeq, a predicted model, not a curated record
ACCAGCCACAGUCUCACAACGAGCGACGUUCGCUCUUUGUGAUGUAUCGGCUUGCCAAACUUAAACCUUCCUCGGAACCAAACGCUCUAUGCUAGCAAGUCGAGUUAGUUAGUGUGUUGUUUAUUCAUUGCACUCUCGAAGCUGUGUAAUGUAGGGGCAGUACGGAUUUCAGUGAAUUUCUUUCGAUCGAAAUGUAGUAAAACGAUCGUGUCUGUGACGAGAAUUGUACUUGUGGUCUUACUGAAUGUAAAUUAAGUUUUUUUUGCAUUCACUUUGCUUAGCUUUCGAUUUCGAUCAGUUGUGAUAAGUGCGUUUUGGGGAAGUGCUUCGUGUUUUUGGCCUGGUUACCCAGAGAUUUCAACCCCACAGAAGUGCGUGUGCGACUCCAUAACAUGUGGUUCCUAUCUAAAUAUCUUCUCUAUACUCUCAGCCAGCAUUGAUAAGAUAGUGUCCACAUUUCACUACCGGGUCUGAUAAAGUGAAUGUAGUAAAUCAAUCAAAAGUGCAAAAGUGUACCAAACCAUCAUAAGCCUGGCUGAAGUUUCGCGGAACCUUCUUCAAAGUUCAGUGAACCAAAAUUCAAAUUAACUUCACCGCUGCCGAAACCAAAUUUCUAAGAGAGCACACAUCAGCUAUAACUUUGCCAAAUAGUGCAGAAGUGAGUGAGAAGAAUUCAGGAAAUCGAAACGACGAGGGAAUCAUCGUCAGCAAACAUUAUAAUCAUCCUAUAGCUGACCAGCAGCCAGCAGCAGCAUCAUCAACAUCAUCGCGGCCUCAAUGAUGCAAAACCCCAAACGAGCAGCUGCUUUCAAACUACGAUUCGUCUGAUUAUUCGUGGCAGCACAGUGUUGGUUAGAGUUGGACCUACUUACUCUUACUGGCUGGGUGUUGUAGAGGUCCGGGAGAUUGUACAUUUUCGGGUGCACCUGCCACCGGCCGCCGCGUGUCCGGCUUGCGCUUUUGCCUGGUGUGCGAUCGCGGUGAAGAAUCAUGGGCGGUAAUUGUUCGGCCUGAAGUGCUGCUGAUGGUCUUAUUCCGGUUCCCGGGCGCAGUCUAUCUACUGAAGUGGCAGCAGCUGAAGAUGGUCGUGGACCGAUUCUGUGUAACUUGCCCAACGAGAGCAUGUCAACGAGAAUGCUAGGAAAGGUACCGUUGCACACUCUCUUCGGAACAACAAAGUUCAACAAUUGUACUCGAAGGUAGAAUAGAAACAAAUUUCAUACAUUCGGGAUUCUCGAGAGGAUUAUAAACUUGCCAGAGCCACUUUGCCAGCAUGAUGUCCGAGGACGAUAUAAGUAACAAGAGAUUGCUUCUCGAAAGGGCCAAUGCCGAGAGGGAGUCCAUAUUCAAACGGUACGAUCGCGGCCGAAAGGAUAUAGAUAUCGAUUUUUGGGAUGACCCCGCCUUUAAAGUUUAUACCCAAGCCGACCGAUAUGGUUUUCUUCAGCCGGAAAAGGAGGAACAAGCAACCGACGAUCUGGACGAAAUCCGACGGAAACAUGUCGAGGUGGAACGGUGCAAAAAAUGGCUAAAAAUGUUGAAAAGUUGGACCAGUACGGCCACAAAGGAUCGUCUGCAACGGCGGGUGUUAAAGGGCGUUCCGGACCGAAUGCGUAGUGUGGUUUGGAGCAAAAUGUUGAAUCUAGAGCAAAUGAUACGCGAUAAUGCGGGUGUGUACGAUAAGAUGCUAAAGUUUGCCCGUCAAUAUAGCCCGGACAUUCGACAGAUCGAUUUCGACGUCAACCGGCAGUUUCGCAAUCACAUCAACUACCGCGAACGAUACAGCGUCAAGCAGCAAAGUUUGUUCCGGGUGCUGGCCGCCUACAGCAUGUACAACAUGGAGGUCGGCUACUGCCAGGGCAUGUCAACGGUGGCCGCGGUUCUGCUGAUGUACUUUGAUGAAGAGGAUACGUUUUGGGCGCUAAAUGCGCUACUCUCCACCGAACGUUACGCCAUGCAUGCCCUGUAUGUGGAAGGGUUUCCCAAACUGAUGCGAUUCCUGCAACAUCACGAUAAAAUCCUCACGAAAUGUUUGCCCAAAGUAAAGAAGCACCUGGACAAGCACGGAGUCGAUUCGGUUCUGUACUCAUUGAAGUGGUUCUUUGUGAUUUUCAUCGAAAGGAUACCAUUCGGUCUCUGUCUUCGCGUGUGGGACAUCUACAUGCUGUACGGCGAACGAGUGCUGACGGCCAUGGCCUACACCAUCCUCAAAAUUCACAAAAACAAACUACUCCGGAUGAAGGACAUGGACCAGAUCACCGAGUUCCUGCAGACGACACUGCACAAAGAUUUCGGCCACGACGACGACACUGUGAUAAAGAAUCUGCAGCUGGCGAUGAUCGAUCUGAAGAAGCUCAAUCUGGACAAACUGCCGGCACCGCCAGCCACCGAAGGUCCCAAGUAUCCGUUCGGCCAGUUUAUUGAACCAAGCCUGGACCAGAAGAUCGGCCAUCGGCACGAACAGUUUACCGAGAAAGAGACGGAACUGAAAGAGAUUGUGCUGCACCGGAGUGAAUCGAAAGACGCGGCCGAUGACGAAGAUGACGACGACGGGUUGGAGAAUGAGCAAAGACGGCGGAAUGGCGACGCGGUAGAGAUCGUGGAUAUCCGUGUCAGCGACGGGCGAGAUCUAGUGAAUGACGAAGAUGAUCGUACCGAACGAGACUGUGAUGAUAUCACCGAGGACACGAUCAGCAAUCUGCACACAGAUUACGAAGACGGUAGCAUAACGAAAAACUCCCUAACGGGCACUUCCGUCACUUCGACCAACGAUGUCAGCAUUACAUCGUACGAGCGUACCUGUGAUAUCUUCCGGCUGUCGUCGCAGCAACAUCCGGUCGGCAAUGGCACCGGCGGCAACAAUUCCCUAUUGGGAUUGGAGGAUCGUCUCGAUGACGACAGUAUCAGUAUUAUAUCGACGCAACUGCUGGAUGGAGGUGGCAGUGGGGGCAGCUUCGGCGCAACGGAUCUCCACUCGCUGGGGAGCGAUGCUCCCGUCAUUAUCACCAUCACUAACGGACACGUGACUUCGGCCGCCGAGGAGCAAGAGGAAGACGAGGACGAAGUUACGGAGAAACAGAUUUCUAGCUAGGAGCAGGAACUGAAACGAUUUUUCCCGGUCGGUGGUAGUUGACAAUCAGAACCCGUCCGUGAAUGUAUCAAGAAGAAGUCUGGUGUGAAACGUCACUGCCCCUUGGUGGAAUCUUGGAAGCCAGCUCUAUAUCUAAGGGAUUUUUUCCCGGUUCAGACCUAACCUAAUAUACCGUUGCAUCCUACAGCAGUACGUGUACUUAGUGUAUAAGCAAUAAUGUAUCAACUAUUGAAAAAAGUAUUGGAUUUUUAAACCUUUGUCGUUCGAUAAGGCAAACAUUUUUGGACUAUACCGUUUACUAGCAAAUAGUUCAUGAAGAAGGCUCAGUUGUGUAAGCUGUUUUCUGCAACAGAAAACUCGUGGCAUUCGUUGUAACAAGGAUUAUUGAUUGAUUCGCGCAAUAACGUGGAAUUGUUUCGUGUACGAAACUGUGUUGUGGUUUUUUCUUUUUACUAUAUGAUGGAAUAUUAUGAA